AAAUCAAUCAAAUCCCCCCCCCCCCCACUUGUGUUUUGCAGUGUUGACCAUGGAGGCCAAAUUGAGCGAGAAAGUGUAUUGUUCAAAUUAUUUGGUAAUAAAUUCUAAGGAAGCCUCAUGGUCUGAUACUGUUAAAGUCUUAUUUUCUAGUAAUUUAAGGAAGAGAAAAUUUAUCCACUCCUCUUUUGAGAGACAGGAAAGUGUCUUCUAUAGAUUUCUUAUAGUCAUCUCUGUGCUCUUACAAAAGCUUCUGCUUAAGAUAGCUUUCCCAGUGAAGAUCAUGGGGAGUAUCAUAGUGUAUUCACUCAACUUUCUCUAUGCUAAUGGUGGCUUCUUUGGUCUCAUAAGAAAUAUCUUGCACGUGAAGAUUGUGAUUCCAGACUAUAAGGCCGCAACAUUUAUGUCUUUUAUCGGAUUUAUAGACAUGAGAACCAAGUUAGAUAGUGAUAUUAAAUAUGGGAAUCCCAUGUAUUAUCCAGCAGUUUCCAUCAUGGCCUGUAAGGCGGUUUACAAUAAUGCUGCUUACAAUAAGGCUUUAAUCGAAGGUCAAUGGGAGAUGGAGUUUUUGGGAUUUAAUGAUUAUUGGAAUGAUUUCCUUGGACAAGCUGACACACAAGUUGUCAUGUUUAGAGAUAAAAGUGUUGAACACGACACCAUUUUUGUGUGCUUCAGAGGGACACAACCGUUUAAUUUAAAUGAUUGGUGCUCCGACAUUGAUCUGUCAUGGUACGAGUUCCCCAACAUCGGAAAGAUUCACUGCGGUUUCUUGAAAGCCUUGGGGAUGCAAAAUAUUGUAGGAUGGGCGCAAGAAGUGGAGUUGGAAUCAACCCACCGUCCACGCCGAGCAGCCUUGGCUUACUACGACAUAAGGGAUAAGUUGAGAGUUCUUUUGAAAAAGAACCCCAAAGCCAAAUUUGUAGUGACGGGACAUAGUUUAGGCGGUGCAUUGGCCGCGAUUUUCCCGGCGAUUUUGUUUUACCACGACGACCAAUUGUUGCUUGAGAGAUUGGAAGCGGUUUACACGUUCGGACAACCCAGAGUUGGGGACGAAGCCUUUGGGAAUUACAUGGAGAAGAAUCUGAAAAAGCAUGGGAUUCAAUUUUACAGAUAUGUUUACUGUCAUGACAUGGUUCCUAGGGUCCCUUUUGAUGGCAUCUUCAAGCACUUCGGUACCUGCGUUUACUACGACAGCAAAUAUCAAGCGUCGAUAGUUGAGGAAGAAGUACCAUACAAGAACUACCUGUCGAUUCGGGGCUGUUUUACCAUGCGAAAGAACGCCAUUUAUGAGCUGAUAAGAAGCUUCAGAAUGUGGACCAAGUAUGGAGAAGAUUACAAAGAAGGUUGGGUGCUGUUUUUCCUUAGAAUUUUCGGACUGCUGGUUCCUGGUUUGCCACCUCAUUGCUCCCAAGAUUACGUCAACGCCACUCGUCUUGGAUCCCACCACCAUCUUCUUUCCCUUCCUUUCCACCAUAACUAGUGCUGCUCAUGAACCACAGUUGCAAUCGGCAUGUCUUUCGCAGAGUUGGACACAGAUAACUAAAUCAAUAUUGUUUCAGCCCUGUUUAAGUCUUCAUGUGUUUUUUUGUUUUAAUUUGACCGUAUGUGAUUCACUUUGUAGAUUAUCAUUAUUAAUAUUCUUAUCUAUUUAUCUCAAUAAAUGAUGAUCUAAUUGCAGUUUAAAAA
This is a messenger RNA of Gossypium raimondii (Peruvian cotton), 1683 nucleotides long. Its product is annotated as triacylglycerol lipase OBL1. The coding region runs from base 50 to 1477 and encodes 475 amino acids. The transcript has 5 exons. Gene Ontology annotation, biological process: lipid metabolic process. The record is from RefSeq and is a predicted model, not a curated record. Gene Ontology annotation, molecular function: triacylglycerol lipase activity. NCBI's taxonomy places the organism in Eukaryota, Viridiplantae, Streptophyta, Magnoliopsida, Malvales, Malvaceae.